AUGUACAUUCCGCCCCGGGAGCUUCAGCUCCAAGCGCAAGCGGCCGGGACGGAGGCACAUGGGCGCUCUGGAGGGUCGCAAGACGUGCCGCGACGGGCGGCGGAGCUUGACGGCGCUGCCUUUCAACGGAGGCAGUUCUCUGGCGACUCGGCCGACGCUACUAAUGUCCAGAUCGGCAUCGCGCUGGGCAUCAUCCUGGGCGUGUUUCUCAUCGCGACCUGCGCCUUUCUGUACAUGUAUCGAUCCUCGGUCCGCUUCACGUAUCGGAAGCGUCGCCGUCGUCGCGCAAAGUCAUCCAGGAGCUCGUCAAAGAGCACGGAGUCAACGCCGCCGCCGCCGCCGCCGCCUCCCGCCGCAUCAGAGGAAGAGCCGCCCAAGUAG
Messenger RNA from Metarhizium album ARSEF 1941, 381 nucleotides. RefSeq lists its product as uncharacterized. The transcript has a single exon. The coding region runs from base 1 to 381 and encodes 126 amino acids. The record is from RefSeq and is a predicted model, not a curated record. Lineage: Eukaryota; Fungi; Ascomycota; Sordariomycetes; Hypocreales; Clavicipitaceae.